AUGGACUCCAGGGUCUUGGUUGAUGUGAAUGUUGAUUCUUAUUUUCCUAAGGAGGUUGAAGUUGUGGCUGCUGAUGGGGAGAGGGUUUGGGUUCCUAGAAGGUCUGAACCUGUUCAGCAGGAAUUGCCUAAACAAAUUGGUUCUGUGACUAAUAAGGUCACCGAGGUUAAGAUUGUGACUACUCCUGGUGUUGGUGUGGAUAGGAAGCUGCUGUGGAUCAAUCUAGCUUCUAUGAAGGUUAGAGUAGCUAACAAUCCUUGGAUGAUCUGUGGAGAUUUUAAUGUUGUUAAGUCUUUAGCAGAAAAGUGGGGGUCUGAUAAGUUGAAUUUAUAUGAUGUUGAGUUUGGGCAGUGUUUAAAUGAUUUGGAGGUUUUGGACCUCAAUUCAAGUGGCUGCUUUUACACUUGGACUAAUAAGAGUGAGGAGCCUCGGUUUGUGGCCGGGAAGCUGGAUAAAGUUUUGGUAAAUGAGUUCUGGAUGAGCUACUUUGUAAAGACUAUUGUGGAAUUCCUUUCAGGAGGCAUUUCUGAUCACUCUCCUGCUAUUAUUUCAGUAGGCAGUUUGCAGAGUUUUGGUCCUAAGCCUUUCAAGUUUUUUAAUUAUUGGUUGGACCAUAAGGAUUUUAUGAGUUGGGUUAAGGAGAAGAGAGUUAUGGAGGCUCAAGAUAAUCUUGAUCCAGCUUAUAAGGAAGUUAUUGCUUCUUUUGGGAGGGCUUACUGUUUGCUCAAGGAGAGGGAGUGUCUAUCACAAAAGCUGAGGAAUCUUUCUUAA
This is a messenger RNA of Corylus avellana, 771 nucleotides long. NCBI's taxonomy places the organism in Eukaryota, Viridiplantae, Streptophyta, Magnoliopsida, Fagales, Betulaceae. The record is from RefSeq and is a predicted model, not a curated record.